This is a messenger RNA of Drosophila erecta, 514 nucleotides long. RefSeq lists its product as uncharacterized. The transcript has a single exon. The record is from RefSeq and is a predicted model, not a curated record. Bases 86 to 487 code for a protein of 133 amino acids. Lineage: Eukaryota; Metazoa; Arthropoda; Insecta; Diptera; Drosophilidae.
UUGAUUACUUUGUCAGAAAUUAAUAUUUUUUUUUACAAAUUUUCUAAUCAUUAUCUCUUUAAAAUAUUUCCUUUUCAAAUUCAAAAUGAUCAUGCGCAGGCUCAUGAAGCUUGUGCUAUUUUCUAGUACCAUUUACUUGGUCAAAGAACUAGGAGUUUGGGACGAACCAAUCAAACCCACAAGCAGUAAACUUGGAAUAGAAGCAGAAGAACCUUUGAAGACAAAAAAUUCAAACGACAAGCCACAGGAGGGCACAGAUAUUGGAACCACUAUAUCUAAAGAACUCCUAAAGAAAAAAGAGGAUUUAGAGAAAAAGUUUUGCCCCAAGGGCACCUUCUGCGAACCCCCACCAAAGCCUCUGGGCGAAACCAUUGGCGAGGCAUUUUCUAAGACAUGGGUGGCCCUAAAAGGUAUUCCGUCCUACUGGAGCGCAACCUUUGAAAAGGUGGGCGUUAGGAUAUGUCAGUUCUUCAGGGGAGAUAAAUGACUUCACAUAUAAAUAAGCAUCUUCAAA